CUUUUGAUAGAGCACAGCGAAAAGGCGAUAUGGGACGAGGAGCUUCUUCUUUUACUGGACGAAAAUACAUCCAGAAAUCCUGAGUUUUCCUACGAAAACUACGACAGAUUUAACUUAGAAGAAAUAGAGGAACCGGAGUGUAAGGCCAACUUUCGUUUCCAAAAAGAUGACAUUCCAGAACUGGCUGAAGUUCUUGGUUUACCUGAGGUUUUUCGAUGCAGUCAAAGAACAGUGGCUGAUCAGUUGGAGGGAUUAUGUUUGCGGCUCCGAAGAAUGGCAUACCCGUGUGACUACUCCGAUCUCAUUCCCCAGUUUGGGAGGCCUGCUCCAGAGCUGAGCAUGAUCUCAAACCGUGUGAUUGAUGAAAUUUUCAAUCAACAUGCUCAUCGGAUUAAGCAGUGCAACCACGCAAUCCUCAAUCCAUAUCAACUAGAAAUCUACGCAGAUGCGAUUCAUACUAAAGGAGCCGGCCUAAAUAACUGUUUUGGAUUUGUAGACGGGACUGUCAGAGCAAUAUCCAGACCAAUCGAGAACCAGGAAAUUGUUUACAAUGGACACAAAAGGAUUCCCGCCUUGAAAUUCCAGUCUGUAACGCUACCGAAUGGGCUUAUAGCCAACAUGUAUGGAGCUGUAGGUAAGUCACACAAGUCAAGUGGAAAAAAUACGUUCUGUAGGAGCUUCUUUCAGUUAAGAAGUUGAUCCAUUCGGUAUGGACAGAAACUCAUUAGUUUCUGGUAUGGAUCAAUACCAGCUAUGACAUUUGCAAACCUUUUAAGUUUUAAGCUUAAAAGCUUACAAUAUUUGGUAAAGAGGAAGAAAGUUGAUUAUUAGAAUGAUAACAAAUGAAACGCUUAACGGUGUACUUCCAUUCAAUAAUCAUAAUCAUCCUUUUUCCCUUGUAAAACUAAAGCAAAUAUAUUAUUAUUUUGAGUUUUGCAAAUGCAACGAGUUCUUUGGUGAAAGACGUUCUGCCGCUUUUUAUCCUGCCUCUCAACAAAGAGCACCAAUUAAGAUCAGGGAAAGGAGGUCAGGAAGUGCAUGAUCACACAAACUGUAUAUAUUUUUUGUCCUCAUUCCAGAGGGUAAGCGACAUGAUGCUUGGAGAGUCUCACCUGCUUAAUGACCUUGAAAGAUUUGCAUUUUCCACAGGCGGACAACCUAUGUGCAUAUAUGGUGAUCCAGCGUACCCUGUGCGGGUUCACUUGCAGUCACCUUAUAAAGGGAACAGGCUUAUGCCUGCCAUGGAGGCCUUUAAUGAAUCAAUGAGCAAAGUAAGAACAUCAGUGGAGUGGGUUUUUGGUGACAUUAUAAGGUCAUUUAAAUUCAUGGAUUUUAAAAACAACUUGAAAAUAGGAUUGAGCCAAAUUGGUAAGAUGUAUCUUGUUUGUGCCUUACUCCAAAAUGUUAUCACAUGCAUGUAUGGAAAUCAAACAUCUAAUUAUUUUGAUCUGAAUCCACCAACAGUGCAUGAAUAUUUUAACUAA
This is a messenger RNA of Porites lobata, 1484 nucleotides long. NCBI's taxonomy places the organism in Eukaryota, Metazoa, Cnidaria, Anthozoa, Scleractinia, Poritidae. The record is from the annotation of a GenBank genome assembly.